AGUGUAUCAUCUUCAUGAUCAUCAUCAUCAUACUCAUCCCCAUCAUCAUCAUUGCUAUAAAGUCUUUUCUUGCUCGACCAUUUUCAUCUCAUCAUCAAAGCAGGAUUUCAGCCUCACUAUCUUCUCUUCACCAUUUAUAUGGGCAGCACAUCUGAGUUGGCCUUCAUUAAAGAGCCACAUGAUAUCAUUGCUGUAAGGGACCGCCCCUUGAUGCUGGACUGUGAGGUGGAGGGAGAAGGCCCUAUUACCAUUACCUGGCGGAGGAACGGGGUACCUAUUCAAGUGGGUGCGAGAGUGGCCGUGUUAAGCAAUGGCAUGCUCCUGAUCCGAAACUUCCAGAAACGACGCGAGAGCAACGAGACGGAUGCGGGAGAGUAUGACUGUGCUGCACAGAACCGCUAUGGCAUGCUGAUCAGCCGUAAGGCACGAGUACAAUUUGCAUCUCUACCCAAGUUUCACACUCACCCAGAGUCCAUGGUAGUAGAUGAAGGAGGGGUGGCACGCUUCCACUGCGCCAUUAAUGGGAUCCCUGAGGCUAGCAUCAUGUGGGAGAAGAACAGAACCACACUCAUCACAGAUGAUGACAGGUAUACUCUCCUGCCCAAUGGCAUUCUGCAGGUCACCGGUGUGCGUCAUACAGACAGUGGAGUGUAUCGUUGUGUAGCCAAAAAUAUUGCUAACACACGUUAUAGCCAUGAGGCCAUGCUCACUGUCUCUGUGGCAGCUCCUCGUACCUAUAAGGAGCCAGUGAUUCUGUCAGGUCCUCAAAAUCUCACCAUCAACAUCCACCAGACUGCCAUCUUGGAGUGUAUUGCCACUGGCAACCCUAAACCAAUUGUUUCCUGGAGUAGGCUGGAUGGACGUUCUAUUGGAGUGGAUGGGAUACAGGUGCUGGGCACGGGUAAUCUUAUGAUCUCGGAUGUUUCCCUGCAGCAUUCUGGAGUCUACGUGUGCUCAGCCAACAGACCUGGAAGCAGGAUGAGACGUACUGCACUGGGUUUACUGGUGGUUCAAGCUCCACCAGAGUUCCUGCAGUGGCCGCAAUCUGUUUCUAAACCAGUAGGGGGCAGCGCUGUGUUUACCUGCCAGGCUCAGGGAGUCCCAGAGCCUCACCUCAUCUGGUUGAAAAAUGGCAAGGUCCUCACACCUGGAGACAAUGUCAAACUUACCAAUAACAACAGCACUCUGGCUGUGACCCGAAUCACUGAUGAGGAUGAAGCCAUCUAUCAGUGCAUAGCAGAGAACAGCGCUGGAACCAACCAGGCCAGUGCACGAUUAGCUGUGUCCCUGUCUCCUGAAAAUUCACUUCCGGAGGCUCCACAGGACCUGACGGCCACACCGCUUACACACACAUCCCUGCAGCUCAGUUGGAACCAGCCUGCAAGCCAUGUGACAGACAACAUCAUCGGCUACGUGCUGCACAUCCGCAUGCUUGGCGAGCCAGACAGUAAAGAGCUCCAGGAGGCUGUGAGUAAGGACACAUUUCAGCAUGAGUUUAAUAACCUGGAACCGGCAACCACUUAUUCCAUUUACCUCAAAGCUUACUCUCCUCUGGGGGCCAGCCAGAAGUCCAACGCUGUCAUUGCCACAACACUAGGGGGCGUUCCCUCAAUGCCCAGUUUCUUCACAAAAGUUCUGAACAGCACAGCAGUGCAGAUUUAUUGGGAACUGCCCAGUAAAGCAGGGAAGCUUGAGGGCUUUAAACUGUCGCUGCGUGUUGUGCCUCAGGAGCAGUUUGGUCCAGAGGAGUUGUUCCCCAGCCACAUCAACACACACACCAUCUCACACCUCGAGCCAGCAGCCGUGUAUGAGAUCCAGCUUGUUGCGUUUAAUGGAAACGGAGACAGCAUCGGCAACAAGCGUCUCGUCUCACUGGCUGAGAGUGGAACUGGAGAAAAGAACAGUGCUGGAGGGCAGAGCUUGUGUAACUGCAGGCAGGAUGGAGAGAGCUCGGUAACUGGCAUUGUGGUUGGCAUCCACAUUGGAAUGGCCUGCAUCAUCUUCUGCGUGCUCUUCCUCAUGUUCGCAUACAGGCGCAGCUCAUUUUGUAGAAAGGGCACGCAGGAUGCUUGGAGAGUACCACAGAGAGGAGCAGCACCACUGGGAGACACUGUACCUAAAGAAGGAGUGAUACCCACCACUGAAGCUAUUGAGCUAAUGCCACAGCCUCAGAACUGCUCAGCAGAGAGACAGGCUGCAGGGGCACACUGCCAGGUUCUCAUUGAACAGCAGCCCAACUGCCAACAAGGCACAACAAUGAGCACAGGCACUGGCACAGGCUGAUAACCCCUUACACACUCUCUUCUACCCCUUACCCCCUAAAGCGCAGUGCUUGGCCACUCCAUGACACUCUAUUCACCAAAGCCUUAUUGCAACCUGCCCUUGCUUGAGCAGUCAGUAACACCCUCACACUCACACACACAAACACACUGAGUCUGGCUUAUACCUGUAAGGGAGUAAAUGUAUAUGUACAUAUAGAAGAGUAUAUGUAGAGAGACAUAUGUAAAGACAUCCUUUAAUUUCCGUUCAUAACUCAAAGUCUUAACCCAAAGCCGUUUUGCACCACAUUUCUGAUUGUUACACGAUGCUUAGUUUUCAUGAUACUAAUUAUAUAAAUGAGAAAGGGCAAUUGCUGAUUAUGUUGGUUCUCCCCUUUUUUUUUAAAUAAGUAUUUAUGAAAUGGCACCAAAAUAAACGUGUGUCUACUGCUGUAGUCGAAAUGCACCAAACGGAAAAUUCUGAGGCCUUAGCAUGACUGAAAUGUUAAAGUAUGUAGCAUAAUUCUUUUCCUUGUAGAAUUGUCAUGGUCAGUUUAUUCGCGCUGUGAGACAGACGCCACACUGUAGCCUUAUAUAUAUGUGAUAGUGUCACUACAUUAGCCUUUCAGAAGAGUGGUAUGGAGUGGCUAACCUUGCACCCCCUAUCCUCCUCUUCCUUCCUCCCCUCUGACCAAAUUACCUCCAAAGAUAGCUACCUCAGCCUGACGAGAAUGUCGGAGCUAUCAAGGUAAACCAUCUGCCUGUCUUGCUGCUGGUUAAGCAAACCUACCUCGACCAAAAGCCAUGUGCACAUUUUUUAAAGUUGUUCUGGUGCUAGUUCCAGUUACCUGUGCCAUUCAGACAACAACACUGAUACUUUUGCCUUCGACCCAUUCUUGCCACCUUGUCCCCUGUGUUCUCACACUCUACUACUGCCACACUCAAACCUUUCCACAACACUCAAGCUUUCACUCUGAGCCUUAGAAUGACUCAUUGACCUCUGGGGCUUUUAUCUGGAUGUGUUGUUAACAGAGAUGCUGCCCCUAAGGUGUAAAAGUUCUCUCCUCUCCAGAAAGAGUGCUUGCUAACAAUGUAUGUCACCUCGAAGUCGAUGUUGCAUGACUCCCUGAAGUGAAAAGUCCAGUGCAGAGGAGCACAUUCUUCUUUUGGAAUACAACAUCUGGUUCAAAACAUGCCUAAAAAUAUCUCUGUUAGGAAGGAAUUGACUUGGAGAAGACUUCUCAUCAGCCUGCUGUGGUUGAAGGAGGUAUUCUAGCACUUUCCUCUCAGCACCGCACACAGAAGAAAGGCUAUCGGUGAACCAGUGGUUGUCCUGGAGAUCUGUUAUUGUUUUUUUUGAGUGAUUACUAACCAUUUUUCAGGUUUCUUUGGUGAACCUAUUUCAUGAAAGUAUUUACUGUCACAGAGCUAGGCACAAAGCUAGUUUCUUUUUCUGCUUUUAACCUCUCCAAAUAUUCAGUGAAAACUGUUGAGUGAAAUCCAAAGAUGCUGUAUUAUAAUGGUUUUCAUUGCUUUCUAUUUGUCUUUUCCUUCAGUGGACAUUUUAGAUGUCACACUUGUUCCUGUUUUAAGGGCAGUCAUGCUACUAAAAACAUUAGCUUCCCAUAUUAACCAAAGCAAAAAAAAACAAAACCCUCAAAACCCAAUAGAGUUCUUCACAUGUUAGUUCAUGUCUUUCUAUGGUUACCUUUAAAACUUGGAAUUCUAUAUAGAACUAGUAUAUAUAACUUUUAAAAUAAUAACUAGUGAAUAAUGCAUAUAUUUUCAUACACUGAUACCAGAAAGUAAUAACUGCUUUUCUCUUUUUGCUGAUUGAGUUGAUAUUGCCAAAUAACUCUUAUGAUUUAUAGUGAAAUGUGACCAAAUACCUCGUUUGUACUUUAUUUUUCCUAGUAAUGCUUCGCUUUGACUAAGGCACAUUACAUGUUCAGUGCUUCUUUUCACACUGAUUGGUAUAGUCAUGCAUUUUUUACAUGUUUGUGUGAGUGAGUGUGUGUGCGUGCGUGCGAGCGAGUGUGUGUGUGUGUGUGUG
Messenger RNA from Tachysurus fulvidraco (yellow catfish), 4311 nucleotides. Its product is annotated as immunoglobulin superfamily DCC subclass member 3-like. Lineage: Eukaryota; Metazoa; Chordata; Actinopteri; Siluriformes; Bagridae. The transcript has 14 exons. Gene Ontology annotation, biological process: axon guidance; cell-cell adhesion. Gene Ontology annotation, molecular function: protein binding. The coding region runs from base 139 to 2283 and encodes 714 amino acids. Gene Ontology annotation, cellular component: axon; plasma membrane. The record is from RefSeq and is a predicted model, not a curated record.